AUGGAUCGUUCUCUUGUUCAUAAAAUGUUUCUUAUCGAGUCAGACUCUGAUGAAGAGUUGGAGAAAAUAGCAAAACUUGCUAUGGAAGAAGAAAUAUCAUCAAAUGGUCGUUCUAAACAACAUCGCAAGUUCAUCUGGCGUGAUCGAUUGCAAGCCCAUAAAGAUAUUUUAAGCGACUAUUUUGCUAAAGAACCAUUAUAUCCUCACAAAUAUUUUUGGAGGAGGUUCCGAAUGAGUCAUCCUCUUUUUCAACGUAUUCAAUGUGCGGUGGAAAGUCACGAUACUUAUUUUGUCCAAAAUAGAGAUGGUUCUAGAAGACUCGGUUGUUCUUCCCUUCAGAAGAUUACCACUGCAAUUAGGAUGCUUGCAUAUGGUGUUACGACUGAUUUUGUGGAUCAAUACUUGAAGAUUGGAGAAACCACCAUAAUAGAGAGUCUAAAAAGGUUUGUCAAAGCAGUGAUAUCAGUUCUUUUCUGA
Messenger RNA from Corylus avellana, 477 nucleotides. The record is from RefSeq and is a predicted model, not a curated record. NCBI's taxonomy places the organism in Eukaryota, Viridiplantae, Streptophyta, Magnoliopsida, Fagales, Betulaceae.